AAUUUGGUGGCUUUAGACAUUGUUCACGUGAAACUGAAUAAAUCAGACUUCUGCGCAGGUCAACAUAGAGCAGUUUCAAAUCUCACCUCUCUCAAUCUGGGAAAAAAUCUACUUUCUACAAUCGCAGUUUAUCAGUUUUCCUGUAUGCCUAAACUGGAGAUCCUUGAUUUGAGUUUUAAUCUGAUUGCAACACUGGAAGAGAAGGCAUUCCAUGGAUUAUCUCAUCUGCGGAUUUUAAGGCUCACAAACAACAAGCUAAGUAGACUCCAUACUAAUGACUUCAGGUGGCUUCCAGCUCUAGAGGUUCUAGAUAUAGAUGAGAAUUCGAUUGGAAGUAUAGAAGAAGGAGUCUUCCGGAAACAGAAAGAGCUGCAAGAGCUGAGGCUUGGAAAGCUAGAUAUCAUAUACGUCAUAAAUUUCAACAUGAUAUUUUAUGCGGUACCACCUAAACUGCGCUAUCUCAGUAUAGAUGCUGGCCAUGGGACGAACCUUCAAAUAAGUCCAGUAAUGAGUGCUCCAAAUGGUUCUCUCGUUCUUCAUCUGAACGGAGACUUACUGGAGUGCAGAAAAACUUGUGAAAAUCAAUUUUUUAAAGCAGUCAAAGUGUUAAAAGUGAACAGCCAACGGUUCUCCUGUCAAAAUAGGUUCAUGGUCCGCUACUUCCCCAAUCUCGAGUCGUUCGAGUACCACACCCACAUUGACAAAGUAUCUUUGCGCUACACUGGGAUUAGCACACUCAGGCACCUGAAACGCCUUAAAUUGACCAACCUCAAUUUUGCCAAGCAAACAGACCCUGCAAUGAUUUUUCACAACCUCUCAAAACUGCAGAUCCUGGUCCUGAGCAACUGCCGAUUCACUUUCCUCACCAAGAGCAUGUUCCAGAACCUCACCUCUCUGCGUGUGCUGCGUCUUUACAGUGCAUCGCCACUCCUUCUGCUAGAUGGAGUUUUCGACGCGCUCCCUUCAUUGACCAUUGUUGUUUUCGACAAAGUAGAUUUCCGCUGUGACUGCAAAAACAGCUGGCUGUUGACAUGGGCAGAGAGAUCCAUACACAUUCAGGUUAUCUACCUCCAGAGACAGGAGUGUGUGUGGCACUAUAGGAAGCUCAACUUUUUGUCAACUAUGGAGCGUCUGUGCCAAACAGAUGUGGAGUACCUCUGUUACCUUGGCACAGCUCUCACCAUCUCUUUCCUCAUGGCUACUGCAGUCGGCUACAAUUUCGGCCGUUGGCCUUUCCUGGUGCUCUUCUUUCGAGGACGUGGGUGGCUGGAAAGAAGAAUCGGGCAAAGGAGGAGGAGGAAGAGGAGAGGAGGAUUGUUGUAUGAAGAUGUGGAAGAAGAGGAGGAGGAGGAGGAGGAGGAGGAGGAGGAGGUGCAGUUUGACGCGUUUGUGUCUUUCAGCAGCCGGGAUGAAGCGUGGGUGCUGGGGGAACUGGCUCCUCGGCUGGAAGAACAGGGUGAGCCAAGGCUCAGACUCUGCCUGCACAACAGAGACUUUGAGGUGGGUAAAGGAAUCGUGGACAACAUCGCCGAGAGCAUCUACAAAAGCCGGCGGACAGUCUGUGUGCUCAGUCGCUGUUACUUGCGUAGCGACUGGUGCUCUCUGGAGCUGCGCAUGGCCACACACCGUCUGCUGGCCGAGCACAAACACAGACUCAUUCUCAUCUUCUUCGACCGCAUCUCUCCCUUUGAGCUCUCAGCAUUUCACCGACUGGCGAAGCUGGUGAGGAUGCGUACGUACCUGGACUGGCCGCAGGAUGAGGCAGAGCGGGUGCAGUUUUGGGAACGCCUGCGUAGAAACAUCGCGGAGGGAGAGGUGGAUGCUGCUGAUGGCAGGUAGCUCAGACGUCAGAAGAAUGUGUAAGUCAUCGCUGGCUUAAACACAACUGGCAACUGAGGGGAGUGAAGACGAGCUAAAAGAUGACUUACCUUUUCUAAAUAAUAUUGCGGUGGUGAUGAUGCUAUCGUUUUCACAGAGCAAUACUGAGGGGAGUGAAGACGAGCUAAAAGAUUACUCACCUUUUCUAAAGAAUACUGCGGUGGUGAUGAUGCUACCGUUUUCGCAGAGCUAUACUGGAAUGCUCAGGGCAACAGCCCUUGUGUUUAGGGCUAGCCUGGUAGUUGAUCAUUUUGUACAUACAAAUAGUCUAAUUUUCAAAAAGUAGUUAGUUAGAAAUGAUACAUAGAAAUGUUUUAACUUAAAUGUAUUUUCCUACUGUAAAGUCUAACAUACUGAUAACGUCUACAGCUUGUUCUAGCUAGCUACUCCAGGUGUGGAUAUUAAAUGAGACAAAUGCUGUUUUUCAAUUGUAAUGAAGGCAACUUGUUAUGCUCAUACAUCUCGUAAUAAGUCUCAUUACUUAAUAGCAACACUUCAUAUGCUAUCUUCAAUAAUGUUAACAAUAUCCUCUAAGCUUAUAUUUUACAUGUGAUGAACAACCAAUAUGUGUUUGAGAUAAGUGUAAGGCCUUAUUCAUUUUGCUUUGACAGUCCUGCAUAAUAAUUGUUUAAAUGGUUUCCCUUUAAAUAGUUAAAAACAUUUUUUUUAAAACUUUACAUUACAUGCUCAUGAUAGUUUAGUGUGCAGCCUUGACAUCAGUCCAAUCCCCUCUUCCAUAGAAAUUAAUUAUUUCUUUGUUUUUCACAUGACCACCAGAUGGCCAGUUACCACCAUCUAUCCUAUAAAAACACCUUAAUCUAAGUGCUUUAUCC
Messenger RNA from Clupea harengus (Atlantic herring), 2711 nucleotides. RefSeq names its product toll-like receptor 13. Lineage: Eukaryota; Metazoa; Chordata; Actinopteri; Clupeiformes; Clupeidae. Gene Ontology annotation, cellular component: plasma membrane. The record is from RefSeq and is a predicted model, not a curated record. Gene Ontology annotation, biological process: toll-like receptor signaling pathway; inflammatory response. Gene Ontology annotation, molecular function: signaling receptor activity.